Messenger RNA from Bipolaris oryzae ATCC 44560, 2094 nucleotides. RefSeq lists its product as uncharacterized. The record is from RefSeq and is a predicted model, not a curated record. Lineage: Eukaryota; Fungi; Ascomycota; Dothideomycetes; Pleosporales; Pleosporaceae. Bases 1 to 2094 code for a protein of 697 amino acids. The transcript has 2 exons.
AUGAGACUUCGAUUGACGGUGCAGAGGAACGGUCUGCCCGCUGCCAACAUCCUCUGGAGCGUUCCCGAAACCAAUAGUACACAGGCGUACACCAUUACGCGUUUGCUGGAGGAUGUCAACCACAUUAUCCCGCUAGAGGCUGAGCACUGGGGCCUGGAGCAUUAUGUCGUCGAGGUGGGCGGCUUCGAGUGUCUUCACUUUAUGCCUGUCGUCAAUGCGCUCAAGGAAGAUGACCAUGUUUCCAUCCGACCGCUUAUGACAGCAGAAAUACGCGCGCGCACCCUCACUGGCCGCGACCAGAUAUCCGACGGAGGUCAACACCUUGUAGAUGGCAUUCCUUUCGGUCGACCCUACCUGCGACAGCCAAACCGACCGCCCGUUCGCAUACCUCCACGCAAGCGACGCCGACUCGACGACGGAGAAGCAGAGGCAGAGCCGGAAGCCACAGCUUUACUUAUGGAACAUGGUGAAGAAGUCGAAGAAGAAGAAGAAGAGCCUCUUCCACUUUUGAACGGUCAUACAGUCUCUAGGAGUGGUGUAAACAAGUCUGGGAAAGAAUCCAAGACGGUACACUUCCAGGAGCCAGAGAUUGAUGAAUCAGAUGAUAGUGAGGAAGAUGACGACUUUGUGCCAGGAGAUGGCGACGAAUCCGCCUCUUCUGCCGAAGAUUCAGAAGACGACUCAGAUUCAGAUUCGGGCUUGGCUGCCAAGCACGGCAGUUCAUCGAGCGCCUCAGACACGUCAGACUCAGGGUCAGAUUCAGACUCAGACUCAGAUACGAGUAACUCCGACUCCGGCUCUGACUCCGAUGACAGCGAUGCAAGCGCUCCCCCUGACGUUCUAUCAUCCAAGGACGGCCGCAAGACUACAGCAACAAAGCACGUUCCUCCAGGGCAGGGACUCAAAGCCACAAAGGUCCGAAACUCUCGACGCACUAGAGUAAAUCGUCUUCGUCGGCUGAUAGCAUCUGGUGUGCUCCCUGAGGGUGCGGGUCUGAGCGACCUGAAGAAGUACGAGGAAGGAAACUUUGGCCAGCCUGAAGCAGAAGAGGUCUCUGCUAGCACACAGCCCUUUUCCAAAUCGCAAGGCAAAAGAAAACGCUUAGAUGACGAGGGUUCUGCAGCUGAAGAUGCUUUACAGCUUGAAAAAAGAAAACAAGAGCUGAUGGCAAAGUUUGGAGAUAAUCUGUCUGGUCCUGUGCCAUCAAUUGACUCGGUGCAAACGCAGACAAUACCAUUGGAUGAAGCACCCGCUGAGAAAGCAGUUGCUUCGAGAAGGCUACGACCAGAUACUGCUGCAAUUGGUCGGAUACUUGCUCGGCAAGCAGCACCAGUGGCUAGAAAGGGAAGAAACAAAGCAGCCGUGGAUGAAGUCGCGGAGCCUGAAGGGGCAUCAGACCCUGAUUUCUGGAAGUCGCGUAUCAAUGUGUCUGCCUUUGAGUGUUGGGAUGAGGAGUUUGAGCUUAGUGCUCCGCCGUUUCCAUUCGAGCAGCACUGGGACCCUGCUAGUAAGGCGAUGCGGGAAAAGGCGGCAAAGAAGAAACAGAAGAAGAAGCAGAGUCAUGCACCACAACAAACAUAUGCAACGCAGGAGGAAGAUGAGGAAGAUGAGGAAGAGAAGAUUAUUCUGGACUACGACGAUGCCCCUGCAGCCAACAAUGAGUCGGAGAUUAUAGAUGCAGCGAUUGAGGAUCAGCUCCAACAAGACCUUGCGACAGCCGGGCAAAUCGAUUUGGCGCCACUGCCCGAGGACAUGAGUACUUUGCCUGAUCUUACCGCAGCGGACAUGAAGAAGGGUGCGAUAAUUGCAUGCAAGUUCUUUACCGUUAACCCUAUCACUGUCACACCUGAAAUUAGCGGAUUCAAGACUGCGACUGUGGAGCACGAAGGGGACUCAGGACCUGGCGCAGGGACAAUCCAAUUGAGGAUUGCAGCGCGCGACCUGGUCAAGAAGGAGAAGAAGUUUGACGGAAAAGGCAAUCGAGUCUACAAUGCGGCUGAUGCAUUGCUGAUGGAGAGUGACGACGAAGAGGAUGGCUUAUGGGAGGGGCAGUUUGGCGAACUCUUGGAAGCAAAGCUGGUGAAGGCUGCAUAG